AUGGAUAAAGAUAACUCAGGCUCCCUUUCAAUGAAUGAAGUAAUGGAGGUUGUCCAAGCCUUUAAUGUGCCAGUCUCAAUGAACAUCGCUACUGAGAUCUUCAAUUCAGUUGACAAAAACAAGGAUGGAGAGAUUGAUCUCAAGGAAACAAACCCAAUGAGAGUAAUCUAUCUUCUUCUUGCAUUCUCCUUUCCUAUUCUCCAUGCAGAAGUCAUUACCACCUCUAGGGUUACCACGAACACAUCAAAUCAGUUGACAAACCAGUCCUCAAAUGUCACAUCAGACACCACAAGUACUCACGACAAUCUGAGCUUCCAGUUUAGCGUCUGGUUAAUUGUUCUACUGAGUUUUACUUCGUUAUUUGCAAUUUGGUUCAUACUUUGUGGACUCUUUCGUCGAGCAGAUGCUUAUCGAAUGCCGGGUAUGGAAGUCCCUGAAUAUGGAUUUGGAGGAGGCUAUGGUCUUAGUUUUGGCGGUGGUGGAGGAGGUGGUGGUCUUUUUAGUGGUCUGAAUUAUGAUGAAGACGUAUAG
Messenger RNA from Rodentolepis nana, 531 nucleotides. The record is from the annotation of a GenBank genome assembly. NCBI's taxonomy places the organism in Eukaryota, Metazoa, Platyhelminthes, Cestoda, Cyclophyllidea, Hymenolepididae.